Molecule: messenger RNA, 1422 nt
Organism: Penicillium diatomitis
Lineage: Eukaryota; Fungi; Ascomycota; Eurotiomycetes; Eurotiales; Aspergillaceae
Product: putative Gamma-butyrobetaine hydroxylase subfamily
Exons: 1
Coding region: 1-1422 (473 amino acids)
Biological process (GO): carnitine biosynthetic process
Cellular component (GO): mitochondrion
Molecular function (GO): oxidoreductase activity
Source: RefSeq, a predicted model, not a curated record
AUGGCCCGUCUGACCAGCAAUGCGGUUCUCUUUGAUGCUAUAAAGAAAGGGCGCCUCGUGGAACGAGAUGGUAAGCCCACGUCUGUCAAUCGCAUCAAGCUCCCUGCUCUUGGGGGCCGCCCCGAGCAAUCAGUGCAAAUGGAGGUCACAAAGCCUGCGGAGGCUUAUCUGCAGCCGGGGAAAUUAGUCUUAUGCUCUGCUGAACAUGGUUCAGUGGCUCUACCACUGUACUAUUUGCGUGAUCUGUGCAAAUGUCCGAAGUGUGUUGACCCUCACUCGAAGCAACGGUCAUUCCGCACAAGUGAUAUCCCCAAGGAUGUGUGUCCGCGUGUCGUACGAUGGGACGGGACACACCUUGAGGUGGAAUGGGCAAAUGAUAUCGCCGGCUAUGCGAAGGAUCAUACAUCUCGCUGGGGCAUCGACUAUUUGAAAAAUCCCGUGCUGGACCCCCACGAGCAAAAGUCUCCGAACAUGAAACCUCUUCGUUGGACAAAGAACUUGAUGACUCGAUUGCAACACUGGGUGUCGUAUGACGAGUAUAUGAAUGACGACGCGAAAUUUGCCGCGGCGAUGCGCAAUCUUUCUCGCUUGGGCCUGAUAUUUGUGAAGGACAUCCCGGAUUCGCGAGAAAUGGUGGCGAAGAUCGCGACACGGAUGGGUCCCCUGCGCAACACCUUCUAUGGUGAGACCUGGGAUGUGAAGACCGUACCACAAGCCAAGAACGUUGCUUAUACCAACCAAUUCCUCGGCUUUCACAUGGAUCUCAUGUACAUGAACGAGCCCCCAGGUUACCAGCUGCUACACUGUCUCGAGAACUCGUGCGAUGGAGGCGAAUCGCUCUUUGCGGAUGCAUUCCGCGCAGCUAGGAUCAUGGAAGUCGAGUUUCCAACCGAGUUCAAAGCUCUGUGCCGCCGUCAUCUCGGCUACGAGUACAAUCACGAGGAACACAAAUACCACAACACUCGCCCUGUCUUCCAGCUAGACCCCAAGACAAAGGAGCUGCGCUAUGUCAACUACUCACCACCCUUCCAAUCUGCUCUUCCCGAGUACGAAGGCAAAAAGGGUUCCGGAAUCCACGGCUACGCGGAACUCAAGCGGGCCUUGAAUCACUUCCUCAAGGUCAUGGAGGGAAACUCGUCGGUCUUCCAGCUGAAGUUGAAUCCAGGUGAAUGUGUGAUCUUCAACAACCGACGCGUGGUUCAUGCGCGGAACCAAUUCAAUACCAGCUCUGGUUCCAGAUGGUUAGCAGGCGCCUAUGUGGACGAGGAUGCCCUAUUGUCGCGUUAUGCUGUAUGCCGAGCAAAGCAACCCACCACAUGGAAGGCUGCCGAUCCCUUUAACGGACUGGAUGGACUUCGCAAAGAAAUAGUUGGAACGACAGCCAGUGAGGCCCAGGCGGCGCUAACAGAGGCUCAAUCAUGA